CUAAGUACAGUUUGCAUUCCAAGCCUCACUUCAACACAGCGCAAGUGCAGGAAGUGUGAUCAGAGAAGUAAGCGUGAGGGUGCUGGAUCCGUGAGAGUACAUGCGUUAGCUUCUGAAAAAUGUUUAGUGCUAGAGUUAAUCCGCUUCUCGUGCGUUGUAAUGCGUUCUUUACUCAAAAUAAAUUAGAUAAGUAUCGUGGUGCUCAAGGUUUAUUUGGAGCCUUUUCUGAUCAGAGAACCAGGGAAAAACAUUUUUCGAAAGGAGACCAACGAGAGAAUGAGGAAGAUUUCCUUUUUGCAGAAUUCGCAGACCCACUGGAGAAGGAUACUGAAGAUAUGUAUGAGAAGCGGUUACUAGAGGAGUAUCAGAAAGAGAAGGACCUCAGAACGACCAAGAAAGACCCACACCUUAGUCCGGCAUUACUAAAACAGGUUAAAACACUCCAUCCUUUCAUAGAGGAUCUAAAACGUGGAAAUCACAAGCCAGAUCUGGAUGAAGAGGUGGUGUUUACUGAUGCUGACUUCACUUCUGUAAUAAAGAAACUACACUUUGAUCAAAAGGAUGUGAACCGUAAGAGACAACAUAAAAUAUAUGGUAAUCCAGAUCCUAAUUUACCUGUAAGUGGAGAACAGUGCACAGGAUGUGGUGCAGUACUGCAUUCACUUGAACCUUCUUUGCCAGGAUACCUACCAUCAGAGAAGUAUGCAAGUUUUUUGAAAUGCAAAGAUUCCAAUGAGCUAAUGUGCCAACGGUGCUGUCUACUCAUUUAUCAUCAAAAGGCACUACAUGUUAAAGUUUCACAAGAGGAAUACAGAUCCAUUGUAAAAAGCAUUCAGACAAAAAAAGGCCUUGUAUUGUUCAUGGUGGAUAUGCUUGAUAUUCCUGAUUCUAUUUUUCCAGACUUAAUUGAUAUUGUUGGGGAAAACAAAAGCAUUUUAGUCCUGGGUAAUAAAGUUGACUUACUUCCUGGGGAUUCUCCAGGUUACUUAAAGUACCUCAAAGGUCAGCUUCACGACUAUUGUACCAAAGCAGGGCUUAAUUGGAUGGGAAAUAUUACAGAUGUACACUUAUUAAGUGCUAAAACAGGUUAUGGAGUUGAAGAAUUGAUAUCAAAACUGCAACAAUCCUGGAAAUAUAAAGGAGAUGUUUAUUUGGUAGGAGCUACAAAUGCAGGCAAAUCAACUUUAUUCAAUACAUUGCUGCAAUCUGAUUAUUGUAAAGAAAAGGCAUCAGAGAUAAUCAAAGAAGCGACAAUCUCUCCAUGGCCAGGCACUACAUUGGAUUUGCUGAAGUUUCCUAUUGUCAAUCCUAAACCAUACAGAAUGUUUCAGCGUCAGAAGAGGUUAAAAGAGGAUUUUUCGAAAACAGAAGAAGACUUAAGUGAAACAGAACUAAAGCAGUUGAAGACUCUUAAAAAACACAGUUAUGUUGUAGGUAGAGUGGGCAGAACUUCCACAAAAAGCCAAAAGAUGUCCAAAAAAGACAUUGAAUUUGAUGCAGAACUGCUUUCAUUCAGCACUGAGGAUGAUCCAGAGCAUGGUUAUUUAUCUGAAAAUUUAAGAGAAGUCAACCAGUUUACAUACAAUGAGCUAAAAGAUGCACAUUGGUUUUAUGACACUCCUGGAAUUGUAAAAGAAGGCUGUGUACUUAACCUUUUAAAAGAUAAGGAAGUAAAAGCUGCAUUACCAACAAAAGCAAUCAUACCUCGAACAUUUAUACUCUCACCUGGUAUGACACUGUUUCUGGCAGCAUUGGGACGUAUUGAUUUUUUACAAGGUGAAAGGCCAGCAUGGUUUUCUGUUAUUGCUUCCAACUUGCUUCCGGUUCACAUAACCAGCCUUGACAAAGCAGAUGACAUAUACACAAAGCAUGCUGGUGGAACAUUACUUGGUGUUCCAAUUGGAGGAGAGGAGAGAAUGAAAGAGUUUCCCCCCCUUCUUCCACAAGAUAUUAAACUAAAAGGAAUUGGUGCCUCUAGAGCUGUUGCUGAUAUCAAGCUUUCUACUGCAGGCUGGAUUGCGGUUACAGCUCACUCAGGAGAACAACUUCAUUUGAGGUGCUUUACCCCAAAAGGAACAUCAUUAACAAUUCGUCAGCCUCCACUUUUGCCGCUAGUUGUUAACAUUAAAGGAGAGAGGCUUAGAAAGGGGCCAGCCUACGCAACUAAAAAGCCUCCCUGUCUUGUCCAAAAUUUGAAAUAGGCUUAGAUUUAGACCAUGAACUGAGACUAUAGGGUUAUGACAAAGAAGGAGGUUUAUCACUAUGGUGUUUAAGUAAAGUUGUCCAUAUAUUUAAA
This is a messenger RNA of Xenopus tropicalis (tropical clawed frog), 2296 nucleotides long. It is a transcript of the gene noa1, whose product is annotated as nitric oxide associated 1. Gene Ontology annotation, biological process: RNA folding. The record is from RefSeq and is a predicted model, not a curated record. Gene Ontology annotation, molecular function: GTP binding. Lineage: Eukaryota; Metazoa; Chordata; Amphibia; Anura; Pipidae. The transcript is spliced from 8 exons. Bases 120 to 2201 code for a protein of 693 amino acids.